This is a messenger RNA of Carlito syrichta (Philippine tarsier), 2617 nucleotides long. RefSeq names its product baculoviral IAP repeat-containing protein 6-like. The record is from RefSeq and is a predicted model, not a curated record. The annotation marks the transcript as partial. Lineage: Eukaryota; Metazoa; Chordata; Mammalia; Primates; Tarsiidae. The transcript has 10 exons.
AUGAGCGCCACUCAGCAAGACACCACCACACAUCAGCAUGAACAGAGCUGUGAAACAAUGAUAGACCAAGCUAAACCAGGUGGACAGGUGAAAUGUCAGUAUAUUUCUGCUGUGGAUAAAGUUAUAUUUGUGGAUGAUUAUGCAGUAGGGUGUAGGAAGGACCUUAAUGGGAUCUUGUUGCUAGACACUGCUCUGCAAACUCCAGUUUCAAAGCAGGACGACGUGGUUCAGCUUGAAUUACCUGUCACAGAGGCACAGCAGCUCUUAUCAGCAUGUUUAGAAAAGAUAGAUAUUUCUAGUACGGAGGGUUAUGAUUUGUUCAUCACACAGCUCAAAGAUGGUCUAAAAAACACGUCUCACGAGACUGCAGCAAACCACAAAGUUGCUAAGUGGGCCACAGUUACAUUUCAUCUUCCUCAUCAUGUGUUGAAGUCCAUUGCCAGUGCCAUUGUAAAUGAACUCAAGAAAAUAAAUCAAAAUGUUGCUGCCUUACCCGUGGCGUCCUCAGUGAUGGACAGAUUAUCUUACCUCUUACCUAGUGCACGCCCAGAACUUGGAGUGGGGCCAGGCCGUUCUGUAGACAGAUCAUUGAUGUAUAGUGAAGCUAAUAGACGGGAGACGUUUACCUCAUGGCCUCAUGUGGGCUACAGGUGGGCACAGCCAGAUCCCAUGGCUCAAGCUGGAUUUUAUCAUCAGCCUGCCUCAUCUGGAGAUGACAGAGCCAUGUGUUUUACUUGUAGUGUGUGUCUCGUUUGUUGGGAACCUACUGAUGAACCUUGGUCUGAACAUGAGAGACAUUCCCCCAACUGCCCAUUCGUGAAGGGUGAGCACACGCAGAAUGUGCCAUUGUCCGUCACUCUAGCAACAAGUCCAGCACAGUUUCCUUGCACGGAUGGAACAGACAGAAUCUCUUGCUUUGGGUCGGGGAGCUGCCCUCAUUUUCUCGCUGCUGCAACUAAACGAGGAAAGAUCUGCAUAUGGGAUGUUUCCAAACUUAUGAAGGUGCACUUAAAGUUUGAGAUUAAUGCCUAUGAUCCAGCAAUUGUGCAGCAACUUAUUCUGUCAGGAGAACCAAGCUCAGGAGUUGAUUCCAGGAGACCAACCUUGACGUGGCUGGAAGACUCUUCUAGUUGCUCAGAUAUACCCAAGUUGGAAGGAGAUAGUGAUGAUUUGCUGGAGGAUUCAGACAGUGAAGAGCAUUCCAGAUCAGAUUCCGUUACAGGGCGCACGUCACAGAAGGAAGCUAUGGAAGUCAGCCUUGAUGUAACAGCACUCAGCAUCCUUCAGCAGCCAGAGAAGCUGCAGUGGGAGAUUGUUGCAAACGUGCUUGAAGACACUGUUAAGGAUCUUGAAGAACUUGGGGCAAAUCCUUGUUUAACAAACUCUAAGAGUGAAAAGACAAAGGAAAAGCACCAGGAACAACACAACAUUCCCUUUCCAUGUUUAUUAGCUGGAGGUUUAUUAACAUACAAGUCUCCUGCUACCUCACCCAUUAGUAGUAAUUCUCACAGGUCACUGGAUGGUUUAAGCAGAACUCAGGGUGAAAGUAUAUCAGAACAAGGAUCAACUGACAAUGAAUCCUGCACUAAUUCAGAACUCAACUCUCCUCUGGUAAGGAGGACUUUACCCGUUUUGCUUCUUUAUAGCAUCAAGGAAUCUGAUGAGAAAGCAGGAAAAAUCUUUUCACAGAUGAACAAUAUUAUGAGUAAAAGCUUGCAUGAUGACGGUUUCACUGUUCCACAGAUUAUUGAAAUGGAGCUGGAUAGUCAGGAGCAGUUGUUGUUGCAGGACCCUCCCGUAACGUACAUUCAGCAAUUUGCAGAUGCAGCAGCCAACCUUACCUCUCCAGAUUCUGAGAAAUGGAACUCUGUGUUUCCCAAGCCUGGGACUUUGGUUCAGUGUUUGAGGCUGCCAAAGUUUGCAGAGGAGGAGAAUCUUUGUAUAGACUCGAUAACUCCUUGUGCCGAUGGAAUUCAUUUGUUGAUAGGACUGCGGACAUGCCCUGUUGAAUCCUUGAGUGCAAUAAAUCAAGUAGAGGCCUUGAAUAAUUUAAAUAAAUUAAACUCUGCACUAUGUAAUAGACGGAAAGGUGAGCUGGAAUCAAACCUCGCUGUAGUGAAUGGUGCAAAUAUUAGUGUAAUCCAACACGAAUCACCAGCAGAUGUACAGACUCCUUUGAUAAUUCAGCCUGAGCGGAGGAACGUUAGUGGUGGAUAUUUAGUACUUUAUAAAAUGAAUUAUGCCACUCGGAUAGUGACUUUAGAAGAGGAGCCAAUAAGAAUCCAACAUAUCAAAGAUCCCCAGGACACAAUUACCUCGCUCAUUCUACUUCCACCAGAUAUAUUGGAUAACCGAGAGGACGACGGUGAGGAGCCUGUUGAGGAAAUGCAGUUGACCUCAAAGAAUGGCAGUGAACGAGAAAAGACGUCGGACGUUUCCACGCUUGGACACCUGGUCAUAACCACUCAGGGAGGAUACGUAAAAAUAUUAGAUCUUUCAAACUUUGACAUUUUGGCCAAAGUGGAGCCUCCCAAAAAGGAGGGCACUGAGGAACAGGACACAUUUGUUUCUGUCAUUUACUGCUCUGGCACAGACAGGCUGUGUGCAUGCACCAAAG